CUAUGAGUACACACACACGCCCCAGUUUAGUUUUGGUUGUCUUGUGUUUUCAAUUCCAUUUUUGGCGUCCUUCUCCUUUACUUAUCUGUUCGUUAGGCAGGUGUUGUCCGUGUCUGUGUGUGUUGUUUUUUUUUUCUUGAGAUUGUAGCGGCUGUUGAUGGACAAUAUGCGGCAAAGCUGAUUGUUGCCUAUGGCGAUAAAUAGUGGUGAUGGUGUUGUGUUGCUGAACGUCUUGUUUGUUAUUUCAGGCGCUACAGUAGUUUGUCCCCUUGACCCUUCACCCCUCCGCCUCUCCACUAAGUCCUCAUUGAUGUGCCAGAUCGCAUGAGACGGAGUAUGGUUGUUCCCCAUCACAACGCUAUUUCCAUACAUUCUUCCACGAACGGUGCCUUUUUUUUCCCAACGCGACUGAAACCCUGUAAUAUACUAAAAAUGAGCAGGUACAUGAUCCUCUUGAUCUUCAUGAAGUGGUCCAUCGACUGGGACUACCGCAUGUUCACCGCCACGUGCUUCGACGGGCUCACGCCUCAGAACGUGACGUGCGACUCCGAUAGCACCACCGCCGACAUGUGCCCCCUGGACUAUGGGGGAAGCGGCGAUGGUUGUCAGCCGCCCAACCUCAUCACGAGCCUCAUCAACAUCGCGCUGUCGCCGGGUGUUGUCGACGAGCCCAUGUACGCGGGGCAGACCAGUGUUCAGACAAUUCUCCUUCUCCUAGCCUUGGGGUCCAUCCCCGUUCUCCUCCUGGCCAAGCCCCUGACGAUCCGCAGCCGCAUGAAGAAGGCCGCCGCCAGGCACGACAGCUUCAGCUCCGAGAGCCAGCUCAUGGCCGGGGAGCACAAGUCGUCGGACAAGGUUGAAAACGGCGGGCACGGCGCCGCGGGGGGGGAUAGCGGCGGGCACGAGGAGCACGACUUCUCCGAGAUCGUCAUCCACCAGGCCAUCGAGACGAUCGAGUUCGUACUCGGGAUGGUCUCGAACACUGCCUCGUACCUCCGGCUGUGGGCGCUGUCGCUGGCGCACACGGAGCUCGCGGCCGUGUUCUGGGAGAAGACGAUGCUCACCACUAUCCAGAUGGGCAACGCGUUCGCCAUCUUCAUCGGCUUCGCGAUGUUCGCCGGGGUUACCUUUGGCGUCAUCCUGUGCAUGGACGUGCUGGAGUGCUUCCUGCACGCCCUCCGGCUGCACUGGGUGGAGUUCCAGACCAAGUUCUACAAGGCGGACGGGUGA
Molecule: messenger RNA, 1230 nt
Organism: Ectocarpus sp. CCAP 1310/34
Lineage: Eukaryota; Phaeophyceae; Ectocarpales; Ectocarpaceae
Source: the annotation of a GenBank genome assembly